UUCCGUUUUAUGUGUGUUCACUGGAAUCCACUCAGCGAGGACUCGGCCAGGAGCCACAGUGGAUGCGGAGGGCGUUCAGUGAAAGACUAAGGACAUUUUUAAAGGAAAUGGUUUAAUAGUAGCCCUGGUUUUCUUUGCUGUACCCUGACAUAGCUUAGUUUUAUCACAUUAUUCACAGUCUGGCCUUCAGAAGCUGAACAAAUGGCUUAGCUUGCCCGCUCGCUAUGAUAGGCUAACUGGCUACCUCAGCUAUCAGCUGGCAGACGACGGACGGACGGACGGGCGGAAGAUGCGGACUCGCUGUAUCAGUCUGACAACCAAUUUCUGUCUACAGAGGUAGCUACAAAGGACUCCAGCUAAGUUAUUUUACAGUAGCCAUCUGUUUGGCUCAGCAGCCGGGCGAACGAGCUUGAUUAUUUAGCUAGCUAUUCUCGUCGAAGUCGCUAGCCAGCCCCAUGGAGAGAAAGCAGGAGAAACUGUUUAGCCAGUGUUAGCUAGCUAGCUAGCUAUCCUGUCUAGGCUAACUAGCCAAGCUAGUAGUCGCUAGCCUUUGCAGCUUGUUCUCGCUGGUUUUUGCAAACUGACAUACAUUUGUACGUUUUCUAAUACGUCGAGCGAGGCAGUUGGGAUAUUGGCAGAAUGGCUACUGCUUCUGGUUUUUCAUCCGGCGUGAGUGGAUCCAGGAAUGGACCGUCUUUCCCUUCCUCAGCCUCGACCUCCUCCUCCUCCUCCGGCAUACCCGGCCAGGCACAGCCUAUGGUGGUCGUGUGGGAAUGGCAGGAUGACCUGGGCUACUGGCGGCCUUACAGCGGCCAGGUGAGCUGCUACAUCGAACAAUGCCUUCAGCAGCAGCGGGGGGCCAGGGCAGGUGGGCCUGCCGCCACCAGCGUCUCCCUGGGCCAAUCUGACCCCAGCUUGGCAGCCUACAUCAUCGACAUCCCCAGCCUGAAGCAGUUUCGACAAGACACUGGAAAGAUUCGCUCAGUGCGCCGGAGCCUGUUCCCCCAGUCCUCAGCCCUGGGUAGUGGUGUUCUCUGGGAGUGGGCCAACGAUGAGGGCACCUGGACAGCUUACGAGAUCCGCACCUCCAUCCUGCUGGAGCAUAGCUACCAAGCAGGACAGGCCACGGCCGACCUGGGCCCACACGGGUACAACUACAUUGUGGACCUCACCGCACUGGAGCAGGUCAACAAGUCCUCCGGCUUCCGCCGUCACGUCCGCAGGCAGGGCAGCGCCCCCUACCCACUCGCCUCGGGUUCAGUCAUCCACUCGGGCCCGGCUUGCACCUGCCAGCAAUGUUUGAGCCACAGUAGCACGGCCGGCCCCAUGCCCAGCCGCUCCCGUCACUCCUUCUCGGCCGGUCAGGCCAGCCGACCCAGUCUCCAGGUUCAGCACGGUAGGGCAACUGGUGCCAGCCCAUCUUCUGUGUACUCGCCCUAUCCCAGGAGGCCUUUAUCCAUGGGGAGCAUGUCAUGGGGAGGCCCCUGGAGCCCAGCUGCUACAUCCAUGGCUCAGCCUCCAGGACCACCACCGUCCUUCUCAAACGCUGCAAAUGGCUUGAGCAUUCCUGCUAUUCCGUUACAGUUGAACGGCUCCAGCAGUGUGAGCACAGCCCUGGCAGGCAUGGCUUCCAUUUUGAUGUCAGCAGCAGGACUGGGAGUUCGCUUCAUGACCGCCCCCUCCUCUCCCCAGCGCGCCUCCGGCAGGCCCAGCAAAGCCCAGGCCAGCUCCGUUAGGAGGGCAAAGAGACAGCCCAGGACAGCCACUGUGCAGAAACCUGAGGAGGUCAUUAAGAAAUACAUGGAGGAAGUGCCUGUUGUCCCUGAUGAGGACUGUAUCAUUUGUAUGGAGCGCCUGAUGUGUCCCUCUGGCUACGACAGUCCAGCAGAGGGCAGCCAGUCCCUGCAGCCCAACACAGUGGGCAAGUUCACUAAAUGUGGACACACUUUACACAUGCUUUGCAUGCUGGCCAUGUACAACAACGGCAACAAGGAUGGCAGCCUGCAGUGUCCCUCUUGCAAGACAAUCUAUGGAGAAAAGACUGGAACACAACCAAAGGGCAAGAUGGAAAUCUACAGUAUCCCCCAAUCCCUUCCUGGCCACCCAGACUGUGGCACCAUACAGAUCAUCUAUAGUAUCCCACCUGGAAUACAGGGUCCUGAGCACCAAAACCCUGGCCAGCCAUACACCUGUCGAGGCUUCCCUCGCUUUGGCUUUCUUCCUGAUAACGACAAGGGCAGAAAGGUGCUGGAGCUGCUAAAGGUAGCGUGGACACGGCGGCUGAUCUUCACCGUAGGCACGUCCAGCACAACGGGGGAGCCGGACACCGUGGUGUGGAACGAGAUCCACCACAAGACGGAGAUGAUGUCCAACGUUUCGGGCCAUGGGUACCCUGACCCCAACUACCUGGACAAUGUGCUCUCUGAGCUGGCCGCGCAAGGCGUGACCGAGGACUGCCUUAAGCGAGACGUGGCGAGCCAGGCGCCUCAAGGCUCAGCCAUGUGAGCUGUGACCACGUAAACUACGCAAUCAUUAAACAGACUUGACUUUAUAGUUAGGUGUAGUAAGAUUUUGAGCAUGUGGAAAUAUUUGGUGCUAGGAUUAAGUGAGCAUCGAAAAUGAAGUCCUCUCCAAAAAAAAACUAUGUUGCACUGUUUUGAAGUCCAUGUGGUGUGGAGUGAAGGUUUCGGUUGCUUGGACAUAACGUGUCACCUUGAGUCUGAAAGGGCUUAGUUGAAGUCUUUAAACCUGGACCUUGAAUCCGGUUUUGGGUCUCGGAUUUUGUGAUUGCUGAUAGGUGAUUCACUAAGUGGCCAAUCAGUCAUAUCAGCAGUUCGCUGACAUUAUCCAGGACUGGAACCUGGAUUCAGGGUCUGGAUUUGAAUGCCUCUGCUCUAAAGAAACAGGUUUGGACCUUUUUCACCAGUUGAUCUGGUCUGCCCACCAGUGCUUUCUUUUGUGGCCACUGUUGUGAAGUUGGGCAAACUUGGAACGUUGCCUUUGAACCCUGUUCACCCUAAUGAGAAAUUGUAGCAGACAGCUGAAGUUUUGGCAAAGUAAUUACACUUAUAGUUCAUUCAUUUAAAAUGUUUUGUAUGCGUACGUUAGGGAUACACUGCUAGAUCAGAUGUAGUUUUCUGUAGUCAUGUAAUUGAGCUUGUUUCUAAUCUGCCUGUUUUCGAUUACUUACACACACACACACACACACACACACACACACACACACACACACACACACACACACACACACACACGCACACACACACUUUCUAAGCCGAUUCUCCCUCAGGGUUGCCGGUGGGGUUAGGGGUUGGGGGGUGCGGUGCUGGAGCCUAUCCCAGCGGUCAUCGGGCGGAAGGCAUGUUUUUGGUUAGCUACGUCAAAAUGGUUCAGUAACGUAGCAUUUCAGACUGGAAACAAUAUGUAGCAACUCUAAACAAAGAUCACUACUGUUUCUCAUGAGGUUCAAUAGAAUUUUUACCAACAUUCUAUAAAGAGUCUCCAACCUCACAGCGGGUUCCUACUAAAGAGCACAUGUGUGAGCAGAGCCUAGAUACGUGAUUGCUCUCCCUUUAUUCUGGUGAUGCAAACAUUUCUAACUGUUCAAAAUCUUAACUAAGUCUUACUUGGUACAUCUCUUAAGGGUGAAAAAGGGACUUGCUCCUAAUGUGUUAUACAGUACAAAGUUGUAGUCUUUGUGAAUGUGUAUGAGUGUGGGUGAUGUGCUGAAUGGGGGGUUUGAACUCCAUCCAACGUCCAUGUUUUCCACCAGCUCUGGAACUUUUGGCAAAGGAAAUGUCACAUUCCUCGUAUUGUUUGCUGUUGUGAGAGGCAGCUAUGGUUUGGGCUUCAACCAUGCAAUUUUCGGUAGCACUUUAGCAUUUGCGGCCCUAGGGUCCUGGUUAAUCAGAAAGGGAUUUUCAGGUCGUGUUUAGCUGCAAGAAACGGGACAGCUGGUUGUCAUUACCAAGUAUUUGGUCAGUGAAGUUGCCUCUAGAGUGACCUCUCUCCCAUCCAGGCAUGGCAUGCAUUUUUAAUACGCAAUUUACAGUACAUUCUGAAACUACUGCUUCCAAUCUGAGUUAAUGAUCUCUCUGCAAAGGAUCUCUCCAAGGUGGCGCCAGCCUCCAGUACCAGGAUUGAUGGUUCUUUUUAGAAGUCACUUGGCAUCACAUUAAAAAAAAAAAAAGGACAAAGAAAACACAGUAUACUCUGUAAUUAUUGCACAUCAAUGCAAAUAGUUUUUACUAGUAUCAUACGAAUUGUAUUACAAAUUAAAGGCACUGUUAAAAAUUGCAGCCAUUUUAAUUUAUAAUUUGUAGUCCUUUUUACAGUUUAUGAUUUCUUAAGUGUUUUUUUUUUCCCAGGUCUGGUCUUCAUCACUUGCUGCUAUUAAGUAGUGUAAUUGAAAGCACAAGAGAAUGUUUUAUUUUGUCAAGUCAAUUCUAAUAUGUGAUAUUUUAUAUUAAGCAACUAUAGUAGCCGUUUUUUUUAUUUGGGUGUUUUUGUUCUGUUGUGAUCCUGGCGUAAAUUACUUUUAAACAUAAUACUCGAUUGGUUAUUGGGACAGGAAACCAUCUAAUGCUACCACUAUACAUAGCACUCUAUUUGAGCUGUACUGGAAGAUUUGAGACUCUGAAAAUGCCGUAACGUUGCUGUUCAAGAAGGUGCCACGGUGACAAUCAGCCUUGCUGGAAAACCACAGCACAUGCAGCAGCUCGCCUUGCCUUUCGAUUCAUCCUUCAUUCUGUCCAUCUGUGACGUUUGGUUGGGUAAUCAAAUGUAUGCAACCGUAUAUAUAAAUAUCUAUAACAUAUCAGCAAUAAACAUUAAGUCCUGCAAUA
Molecule: messenger RNA, 4844 nt
Organism: Pygocentrus nattereri (red-bellied piranha)
Lineage: Eukaryota; Metazoa; Chordata; Actinopteri; Characiformes; Serrasalmidae
Gene: dtx2
Product: deltex 2, E3 ubiquitin ligase
Exons: 9
Coding region: 640-2505 (621 amino acids)
Biological process (GO): Notch signaling pathway; protein ubiquitination
Cellular component (GO): nucleoplasm
Molecular function (GO): ubiquitin protein ligase activity; zinc ion binding
Source: RefSeq, a predicted model, not a curated record